This is a messenger RNA of Cydia fagiglandana, 1910 nucleotides long. Its product is annotated as fibroblast growth factor receptor 4-like. The record is from RefSeq and is a predicted model, not a curated record. Gene Ontology annotation, cellular component: signaling receptor complex; plasma membrane. Lineage: Eukaryota; Metazoa; Arthropoda; Insecta; Lepidoptera; Tortricidae. The transcript is spliced from 12 exons. Gene Ontology annotation, molecular function: ATP binding; transmembrane receptor protein tyrosine kinase activity. Bases 124 to 1899 code for a protein of 591 amino acids. Gene Ontology annotation, biological process: protein phosphorylation; positive regulation of kinase activity; multicellular organism development.
ACGGCCGAGAGAAGAGAAGAGAAGAGGUUGAAGAACGUAAAGCUGCUGGCUAGAGUUAGCGUGGUGGAUGAGAGGACGUGCAUUGGACCGGCGGGGAAUGCUACGGCUUUUGAUCCAGCAAAAAUGGCUGAAUCCGCAAUUGAUACUUAUAUACUAUGGCUCAUCUGGAUCACACUGGGCCUUCUCCUUAUCUGCGUAGCAGGCUGCGUGGCGACCGGCGCGGGCGUCGCCAAGCGCGUGCUGCGUGCGCUGCGCCCCGCGCCCGUAGCUGGGUGCCCACCGACACACGGAUGGGGAAACAGUGAGUUUCCACUAAGGAGAGGACAGAUGGAAGAGAGUCCGCUUUACGUUAUGAAAGAUGUACAAGUCGACGAAUGGGAAGUGUCCCGCUCGCGUGUCCAUCUGGGCGCUCUGAUAGGAAGCGGGGCCUUCGGGCGUGUCCACGUCGCUCAGCUAGCUGCCAAGGGUGGGGAGACCAUCACUGUAGCAGUCAAGAUGCUCACAGAAAACGCAUCAGACGAAGAAACUCAAGACUUCCUCCGCGAAAUCGAAAUGCUUAAACACGUCGGCUACCACAAGCACGUCAUCCGUCUGGUCGCGUGCUGUACCAAGCAGACGCCGCUCCUCGCGCUGCUCGAACACGCGCCCAGAGGAGACCUGCUCAGUCUGCUGCGGGCGGCGAGAGGGAGGAGAAACGAACCGAAGGAGAGGCAGCUGUCAGCCGGCGAAUGGAGGAAGGAAGAUGAACCUAUGCUUAAACACGUCGGCUACCACAAGCACGUCAUCCGUCUGGUCGCGUGCUGUACCAAGCAGACGCCGCUCCUCGCGCUGCUCGAACACGCGCCCAGAGGAGACCUGCUCAGUCUGCUGCGGGCGGCGAGAGGGAGGAGUAACGAACCGAAGGAGAGGCAGCUAUCAGCGGGCGAAUCGGACUACACCAACAUAAGUGACUCCGACCCGCCCCUGGAGAAGACAGUCUUCUGUGGGGAACCACGCCAAAGGCACUACGUGGCCGAGCCAGCCCUGCAUCUAGACAGCGCGACGAUGCGCGACUACGCGCUGCAAGUCGCGCUGGGCAUGCAGCAUCUAGAGGAGCGAGGGAUCACGCACAGUUCGAAUACGGCAGUUAGUAUUAGACAGUAUCAAGUAGAUAUCGUAGCACAUCUGCGCUACGUGGCCGAACCAGCCCUGCAUCUAGACAGCGCGACUAUGCGCGACUACGCGCUGCAAGUCGCGCUGCAGCAUCUAGAGGAGCGAGGGAUCACGCACAGUAUUAGACAGUAUGAAGUAGAUAUCGUAGCACAUCUGCGCUUCGUGGCCGAACCAGCCCUGCAUCUAGACAGCGCGACUAUGCGCGACUACGCGCUGCAAGUCGCGCUGGGCAUGCAGCAUCUAGAGGAGCGCGGGAUCACGCACAGGGACCUCGCAGCCCGGAACAUUCUGGUUGACGGAGCAGGGACCCUCAAAGUGGCCGACUUUGGACUGUCACGUUCUGGGGUGUACGUUCACACCAGGGCGCGACCAGUGCCGCUGAGAUGGCUGGCACCAGAAGCCAUUCUACACGCUCAAUACUGCAGCGCGAGCGACGUUUGGGCGUUUGCUGUGUUACUAUGGGAGAUUGCUACUUUAGGCGGCUUCCCAUACGCAGAGCUAAGCAACCACCAAGUCCCGCCCUUCCUCGCAGCGGGCAGCCGCCUCCCGAAGCCGGCGCGCGCCUCCCCGCGCCUCUACCAGCUCAUGGUGCAAUGUUGGGCGACCUCUCCCGCCAAGCGGCCCAGCUUCGCCCAGAUCGUCCACCAACUGGACGAGCAGAAACAACUGUACGUGGACUUGUCGGACUUGGACUUGGACCCGCCGCCGGACGACGAAAGCGAUUACGACUUUGAAUGCGAGAGGUGACGGGUGUAAAG